Messenger RNA from Aspergillus nidulans FGSC A4, 483 nucleotides. RefSeq lists its product as uncharacterized. The transcript is spliced from 5 exons. The record is from RefSeq and is a predicted model, not a curated record. NCBI's taxonomy places the organism in Eukaryota, Fungi, Ascomycota, Eurotiomycetes, Eurotiales, Aspergillaceae. The coding region runs from base 1 to 483 and encodes 160 amino acids.
AUGAGCCCCGUCCUUAUAGCGCUCACCUUCAUCCUCACCCUCGUCAUCCCCCAAUCGGCCCUCACCCAGGCCCAACUCAGAUACCUCAGUGAUUCCAAAACUAACCACCUCCUCUGCCCUGCCCCAAACAAGCAGUACUGCGCCGCAGCAUCCUUACAGAGCUCGUCCAUCAUCUCCUUCGGAUUCGAACGAGCUGGUGUUUGUUAUGAAUCGUCCUUAAAAUCAGGAGAUGCGGUGUGCGCUUUCAAUGGGACAGGAUAUACCCGCGAAGGACUGGAAGUGAAUGCCCCAGAGACAAUUCUGUGUGAUGGCAUUUCCUCGUUUUCUAUUAUUCCUCCAUUCGCCGAGAACCACAGCAAAAGAGAAGGAGAAGGAGGCACCACAAGCAUCGAAUACUUUUCCAGUUCUCAGUCGCCAGUCCCUAUAUUGCGUGCACAUGAGAACCUCGGUCAGUAUCCGUCUUACUUCCCGAUCCAGGUGUAG